AAGUGUUGAAUGACUGCAGGGCUAACAAUUUGUGGUGCUAACAAACUCAACAAAAUUGAGACAGCGCUUUCAGACACGAUGAGGAGCUCUAUGGUGUUUUUCCUGGCUGUCAGCUUUGCCAUGUUUGAAUUUGGCGUCUCUCUGCAGUGUCACUCCUGCCCUCAAGGCUCCUCCGAAAAAUGUGAGGCCACAGAGGAGUGUAGCCAAGGUGACGACAGCUGCCUGAAACUCAGCAGUGAUGGAAAGACCUACACUUCAUGUGUGAGGCAGGCAGACUGUGACUUCAGAAUUCUGGGGGCCAGAUAUCCACUCCCUAACUUCACCUUUUCCUGCUGUCAGUCAAAUCUCUGCAAUGGUGAAAGUAAAAGUUUUUUUCAGAAAUUUAAAGAUUUUUUUGGUUAAGAAAUAUUAAGAAGAGAGAUCAAAUUCAAUGUAUUUUUAAACUGUAAUUUCAAUCUGUUGAUUAUUAUUCACAUCUCUUACAAUGUAUGCCACUGAACAUCGUUACACACUCAACAAUAAAGUCUUAUCUUAACAAAAA
This is a messenger RNA of Scomber scombrus (Atlantic mackerel), 541 nucleotides long. RefSeq names its product CD59 glycoprotein-like. The coding region runs from base 10 to 402 and encodes 130 amino acids. The record is from RefSeq and is a predicted model, not a curated record. Lineage: Eukaryota; Metazoa; Chordata; Actinopteri; Scombriformes; Scombridae. The transcript has 4 exons.